Messenger RNA from Amoebophrya sp. A120, 10474 nucleotides. The record is from the annotation of a GenBank genome assembly. NCBI's taxonomy places the organism in Eukaryota, Dinophyceae, Syndiniales, Amoebophryaceae.
AGGUCGAUCGCUAUCAAAGGCGAAAAGUCCGAACUACUUCUUCUAAAUCGUUCGUCUCUCCUGGUUGUAUUUAGUUCGAACCAGAGCUGCACUGACUUGAGCGUGAGCCAACUACAUAGAAAAAGAACGAUACCCCCGCCCUCGUAAAUGUAGAACACCACCUCGCGGCUACCCAUUUUCAAAAUGGUUGGACCUCCCGGCCGCAGGCUGAGUGCGAACAAUCCGAACCCCUUUUUGGGAAAGAACGGGGGAACAACGACCGGAACGUCAACAGCAAAUGUGUCUUCUUCACUGCCAGGGGACCACUCCGAACCUCACGGGGCAUCGGCGGACGCCCGUGGAAGUCCGCAACGCGCAGUCGGCGCCGGAUUUUCCCUUUCCCCGAAAUCGCCGAAGCGAGGAACGAAGAGCAUCAAGGACCUCUCCCAGCUUUUCUCGGGGGGUGCGGCAGCUGGAGCUGCAUCUACUUCGGGUUCCACGACUGGAGCGGCCUCCUCGUCAUCUUCUUCUUCGUGUCGAUUGAUGUCCUCGUCCUCGACCCAUGGUGCUGGUGGGGGAUUCGGUGCAGCUGUUACUACAGCUUCUAGGGACGUCGACAAGAACCCACCUGGGCGGUCGUUAGGGGGUGCGCCCCGAACCGCCAAGCACUCCUCCUCUUCGUGUAGUAAGCCUGACGCUCCGGGAGGUCGUAAGGCAACUACCUCGUCCUCUACCACCACCUCCUCGCAUUCACCGGGGAAAAAGGCUGCAGACAGCUGGAUCACAUCAAAUCAAAACCGGUCAAUGCUGACGCCGGACCGCGAUUUAUCGGCCGGAAAAUCUUCUUGUUCGCCAAAGAAGACUUCUGAGCAGGCGCGCGACGGCCAAGAAGUCGAGGGUGGUCCUCGUCCGAGGACCAGUGUAGUCUCAUGCGGUCCGCCUGGAGCAGCAGUAAAACCUGCCGAGAUCAACCUGUCGGCCCCACCGGGUGCGGGUGGGUUCAAGGGACCGCCCCGGCGGAAGCCCUCUACAGUCGUGACCGGUCCGCUCGUCGGUUCGCUGGCCGCUGAAGGAAAUAAAGCAAAAGGGUCCAGCUCAAGAACCGGUUCCGCUUCGCCUGCAAACAAAUCGUCUCACGUCGAAACCAUCUCGAAAGCUCCAAGCGAAACCCAUACCAAAACGCCUGAAAGACCGAAGAGUCCCGAGCAGCCACACGUAGAGGCGAGUGACUCGCUUGCAGAAGUUCCUGUUGCCGCGGGGAAUGGCAGUGAAAAAGCGACUUCCUCCUGCUCUGGAAGCCCGACGCGCAGUCCACUGAGUCUAAAGCAAAGGACCAAGCUGAUGAACCAGAACAACCGCGGCCCAGCUCCUGCAUCUUACCAGCCACAGAUUGUCCGCACGCCGAAACUUCGACCGCUUAACAAACGAAAAUCCGAUAUCGUUGAUCGCGACCAAGCCAGCAGCAGCAAGCCUGUACUGAGCCACCUUCUUUUGAUACGUUGGCUCUGACGAUGGAGCUCUUCGUUCUCCUUCUUCAGAUUUUCAUCUUCUGUGUGCACAAAUCAUUGACUCGAAAUCUUCGACGACGCCAAACAAAAAUUAUUGAGAUUGUUGUUGUUCCUGUAUGUAGCGAAAAAAAUAACUAGCCAACAUCCACCUCCUCCUGGUACCUCCUGUGAGUGUGAAGUGAUAAAGCAUCAGCCACAGUUUGUCACACUCACGAACCAUACGCGAAGCUAUCAAAUGAAUUCCAAGUUAGUAAGUAUACACAUCUUGCUAAGGUUGUAUCACCACCGGUGCGUUUGUUGUACUAAAAAACCUUCAGAGAACCACCUUCAACACAGUUUCGCCCAAAAGCACGCACUUCAUCGUUGGAAGCUGACGAAGAGGAGGUACCCAAGAAGUCCGAAGGCGGUGUUGUUACAUGUUCGAGGACAAACACGGACUUGCAGCUUUCUACUACUGGUACAAAACCUGACGUUCUAAAGGACGUGGAAAACCCAAGUACAACCUUGACGAAAACACCUGUACCUGGCGAGACGGACGAGAAUCCAGAUGUUGACAAGGCAGAAUUGAAUCAUGACGAUGCUGGAGCGAAUAACCCUACUUGUCACGAUCAUCCCGUCGAGGACGCCAUAGGUAUCUCCGCCGCCGGAAAGGUAGUGGCGGCCUCACACAAUUAUACAACUACUGCUUUCGAUAUUGUUUCCGGCGCUGAUGUUAAAGAGAUGCUUUCGUUUCCGAGCCAGAGCACGGCUGGGGCUGCAAUGAAAGAAGAAGCAUAUGAAUCCGCUGGUGGCGGGGCACAUAAUUCAGCAGCUGCAGACGAGGCGAAACAAGAAGACGUCGCUCCACCUAGUUCCGAGAACACCGCGCGAAAUUUCCAAGACGCUGACGCACCUACGCCAGACCCAGAGGACGACGCGGUUAGUGAGCUCGUGAUCGUCUCAACGAGGGGGCGGGACGACGAAGAGCAACCUUCUGGGUCGAGUGUUUCAACAGACCUCGGCCCAGAGAAGGUGAGAAACCGAGACAGUGGGGAAGAACGGUAUGGAAAUGAAGCUCAGGCAGACGCGGACGGAGAAGCAGCUAUGAACACGUGCCCCGUCCCUGUGACGGUGCUGUCAGCGUCUCCCCCGAAGACCGGGGACGAGGCGGAAGCAGGUGGGGGAGCACGACCCGUCGGAAGCGGAACCGAACCGGCAUCAAACGCAAACGAACACAAUGCCACAAGUGACGGAAAAGAAGAAAAGAGGACGGAAGAGGGAGAAGAGGAUGAAAUUUGCGUUGAUGGCGAACCCUUGGUGUUGCCACCGGCCACGGCAGCUCCUGCUGCGCAGAGCGAGACACUACCCGGUCCUGGUGCCCAACUACAGCACGACUGCUCUACUACUUCGGUGAUCUCAGAAGAACAAGUAGCGGAGUUGCGAAGACAAGUUGCCGUGCUACAGGAAAGUCUUGCGGAGAAAGAUCGCCGACUAAAGUCACAAGACGAGCACAUUGCACAGCUGACGGAACUACAAAAGGACGCGACACUGGAGACCAGCGCAUCCUGCAAGUCGACCGCCCCGUCCAAUCUAGGUUCAUCCUCCGGCGUUGGAGUUUUUCUCCCAACUCCAGCUGGACCACCGGAAAUCGCUUCGGGCGCCGGGAUUUCGAUGGUCGGAAGUGCAUUGAGGAAGCAAAACAGCACCGAGCUGCGUGGGAGCUGCACGCAAGCGAUUUUGCUAGAAACAUCUUCCUCUGCUGCACCCACCUCAGCAUCCAAUUCAAACAAGGAGGCGACCACUCGCACGAGGGGUCCAUUCUCGAUUGGAUUGUCCGCGCAGCAGACCACGUUGAGCGCAGCGCCGCAAUCAGCAGCGCGCACGCCACAGGAGGAACAGAGCAGCUUUCUGUCGGCGAACGAUAUCUCCCCAGUCGAUGACAACAAGUCCGUGUGCGAAUAUCUCAGUAGUGCGCUGAGUUCCAGUAAUGCGGGUAGUGCGGUAGCUUCUCCAGCGGAAAAUAUCGCAAUCGUAACUCCAGUGGCAACUACAUUAAGUGAUCACGAUUCAUCAGCACCAGCAGAGACAGACAGUGGACCUUUGUCGGAAAAGGAAUCAGCAAGAUGCGACACAACUUCUGCAACGAGUGCCGUACUUUUGUCGUCUGCGUCUUCAUCAAAAGAGUCGUCGACCUCGAGUGCUAGUGGCAGUCGCGCAAGCACUGUUUGCUCCGCUGCCGUCGAAGAAAAGGUCCGGGCAGAACUGGAGCAAAAGUUUCGUGAAGAACAAGAAAGGUGGAAGAAAGCGAACGCUGAAUUGCAAACCGAACUCGAGCGAUUGAAAGCAGGAAGCGCGGAAAUACAAGUGGUUUCGAACAAAGGAGGUGCUGAGAACGCCACUGCGAUCAGCGAAUCGGAACCGCGGAAGAGUGUUGCGCCCGUUCUUGCAGAGGACCCGCAGGAAGAUGAAGAUGAGCUUGUGUGUCUGCGGCGCAAAAUAACGCAGCUUGAGGAGGAGCUGCGAACGGCCAAAAGCUUCAGUAGCAGAUCUGCAUCUACGCCAGAUGCGGGCGACAGCGAACGGAGCAGCGGCUCACAGGCUGCAGGAGCUUUUUCACUCGGAGUUGUGAAGCCCCUCGUUUUGCAUGUUGCUCCAGCAUGUCCUCCCGGUGGGGAACAUGAGGACGUUCCAAAGAUUGAAGCUGCAUCCGACGUCCCAACCGCGGACACGGGCGUGCCAAGCAACGGAGCAGGAAACGCAGGGAAGGGAAAAGGAACUGGGAAGAUGAAGGGUCCACCUCCACCUCCAGUACAACCUUCUUCCACCUCUCCCGCCAUCGAAGGCGCGGCAUCGUCAACGUCAUGUGAGACACCUUCUGUUGUAUCAGACGUGAGGUCUUCCUCUUCCACAGUGGCAGGACUGACAACAAAAGGCAAGCCGGGUGCAGCACCGUUGCCGGGACCGAAGGGCGGACAGAAGGCCGCGCCGCCGCCGCCACCCUUAGGUCCUGCUGUAGCUUGCGGAAAGUCCUCUGCGCCCCCGCUCGAGGCCAGCUGCGCAACUAGCAGCUCGACGACCUGCUCCAAGGGAAAAACUAAAGGUGCGGCGGUACCAGCUGCCGGGAAGCCACAGACUGGGCCCUCACCGCCAGGUGGAGGCAAGAAAGGAGCCGCGGCACCACCGGGCGCAGGAGCAGUGGGGAGCAAAAAGGGUGGCGGCAAAGGUGGAAAAGGAAAGCACAACCGCGCCCCACCGCUCCCGCGAAGCAACGGCUUCAUCAAUAUUCCGUGGGCUGUUAUUUCCGAGACCGCUUCGGAACGGACACAAGAACAGCUGGAGAAGACUGUCGGCGACUUCCUCGGGCCCCUUUACAACGUCGGCAACAUUCUCGGCGAGGUGCAAGUUGCGGCCACCCCAGAAGAUGUUGACAACACGGAAACAAACGAAGAGCACGACACUUCUAGACCGGUAGAUGAACAACGGAAUUUGGGAAGAACGGCGGGGCCCGUGCUCAACAACCGUGGCGGCUGUAGAAACAACCCACCAGGAGGGGGCGUUCUGGUUUUGCCAACGAUCAACGAGAAUACGCCAGCAAGCAGUCCCUCGGCCGCAUCCACGUCCUCUGCGUCCGCAACGCCUGCAGCUAGUUGCACGACUCCCGCCCGGCAAACAGAGGCCCCGAAAAAGCGAAAAGCAGCGUCCCUGUGGUCCAGGAAGCUGGUUUCCAAGGUUUUGAUUCAGGACCGCAUGCUAUCCUUCUUCAAAAAAGUGCCCGCAACGUCUACCGGCCUUGCUGCGGGGGGAGUGGGCGGGAGCAAGCCCGGAUCCGCAAAAAACUCGCCGCUGGACGACGACUGCGCCAGCGGUGAACAAGGCGGCAAGAGCGGCGACGCGAGCACGAAGAAGCUUUGUCUGAUCGACGGCAAACUGGUGCAGCAUGGUGAAAUCUUGUGGCGGCAAAUCGUGAAGGAGUUUCCGGCCAAGGACAGUCUGGAAACGUGCGAGAAGUUCCGCAACGCGUUCCUGAAUUGCACCCUGAAGUCACCCGACUCGCUGGCCUCCAUCCGACCGCUUAUCGACUGCGUCGCCGAGGCCCUGGAGCAACAAGACAGCGACAACGGCAAGGAAAGUCUGCUGGCGCUGCGGAAAAAUGACGAAAGCCUGAAGAAGAAAUUCCAGUACCCACACCUGCACAAGCUCUGCUUCGACGUGAUCAGCAUCUCCGGGUACGACGAGCGGAUCGACGUGCUGAUCUACAAACUCGAGUUCUACCAGCAGGAAAGCGAGCUGCGGGCCCGGAUUCAGGUCGUCCGAAAGGCGAUCGACGUGCUCAUCUCGAAAAAGCACGUCCUGCGCAAGUUGUUCCAACUGAUCCAGGACCUUGGAAACAAGCUGAACGCCGGCUGCCAAGCGCCAACAGCGGAGCACGGCUUCCGGCUUAUGCACAUUGCAAAAGCAUCGUAGAACUAGAGAAUAAAAGUACUAUGUGGUCGUGUAGCUGGGUGGAUGAAAUUGAAAGAACUGCGACGUGGACGUACUCAUGAAGUAAAUUGUAUGUAAAUAACGAUCAUAACGAAGAUGAAGAACGGAAAAUAUUUUUUUAGUACAUUUGUACUUGUCAUGGAAAAUGCCUGCAAUAAAGUUAAAGAUUCACACACGCGUGAUCAAGAAACAAUUAAUAGGCAGAUCUGCCACGAAAACGAAUGACUACACGUGGAUGGUGAAGCAGCAUGUGCAUUACUGCAACAAGAAGUAGAAGCAUGACCACUUCUACGGCACAACUUUUGCACAGAAUACGGCUCACCUCGCUGCAAAAGAUCUGCGAAAUCAAGUGUGCAUCGUUGACCGCAACGAUUCUGCACUUCGUGUUGUGCAUGAUGGGCGAAGAAGACAGUAUGGUGUUCACUGACGCGGACUGCAAGGCGCUGCGCGAGGCCCGGUCCGUGCGCACGUAUGCCAUCUAUGACCGAACGAAGGACCUGCUGCAGCCUAUGAGCGAGCUAAAGGAGCUAGUGAGUACCAACACCUACAACAAGAAACAGAUCAAGCGGCGGCGCGAGACCAUUGGUGGACAAGUGGACAAAAAGGACCGCUUUCAUGAGGAGAUUGAGGGCUUUCUCCUAGGCGCCGCGUCAAACGAACGAGAGCUGCGGCGCGAGACAGAGCAGUUCUUCGCACGAUACCUGCAGUUGGGGGUCUUUUUCAACGACCUACAAACUGUUUGGCCGCCGCCAUCCAAGGAAAGUGAUCCUAUCAAAAUGAUGAAAAGCGCAGCUCCAUUGCACGUUGCCCCCCCAGAAAAAAAUGCCGAUAAUUUGUCGGACGCCAAACGGCAACUACUUUUUGUCUUGUGUACAACUACAGCUGUCACUGCGAAGUGGCAUAAUUCUGCUCCAGAAUGCUCUUUCGACAUACAGGGGGUGCUGUGUGCCACCUCUGGCAUGAAAGAUAUCAUCGCCGCGGCUGUACCAGUGCUGUGCAACACAGGCCUACAAUCGUUGCUACUCUAGGUCGAAAGGAAACUUAAAGUUUUCAGCAGUGAUACAUUCUUUCAACCAAAUUGCUGGCAAGUACUAUCAAUCUACACGAGUUAGCUCAAUUGCGAGGAAGCUUCGAAAGAAUUCCAACGGUUUCCCAGUCUGGAGCUGCAGGGGCGCUUUUCUUUGUGAUAUGUCCGACCAAAGAUUUGUUCGAGAUUUUCGACGUAUUCGCGGAAAAAAUAUGAAAAUGCACAACUCCCUCGUCCUUAACAUUCGUCUUCGUCACGACGCAAUAUUAUUUCUGAUCAAAUCGACAACUUGAGGACUCCGCCGUGCCUCUGAAGUGCGCGGUUUGCCCGGCCCUGCUUUGACACCCGUGUACUAUGCAUGUGCGGACUUCUUUAUCUUCAGGUGAAGGCCACAUUUUUAGUAAUUGUCGCUUUUGUUGCUGCUCAUGCUUUUCAUAUGAGUUGGGCGGGGAUGCUGGGGAAGAAUCACAGUUGUGCACUCCCAUAAGAAGUCCGGGCGGUACAGAAGGACCUCGGGUUUCAUGUUGAUCCGCACCAGCAAGGCCGCAAGUCCCUGAAUCGCAGUUCCACAACGAUGCUUGUGGCGCGGGACCAGGCAGAAGUCAAAAACGUGUCCAUGCUGCGAGAAUACAUCCAGUCGUCCUGUCUCAAGGCAGACCCAGAAGAGGAAGCGCAGCCACAGUUGGAAACCGUCGAAAGCUUUGUACGUGGAGGCAAAUCUUCGUCCCCUAACACUGCUUCAAGGACAGCAUCGGCAACAAAUCGGGGCGACGAUCGGUAAAUACUAAAUAGAAUACCUUAUUGAAUUGUUCUUGCGGAGGACUUGUUUCAAUCCAUAAUUUUGCUGUUGCGUCAUCUUCUUGGAGCGCGUGGCUUCUUUUUGAUGUUUUGAAAAUUGGCUUCUUUUUCUUUGAUCUGUUUUGACAUUAAGAUGCGUUUCUGAUUCUCCAACGUGGAUGUGAGAAUAAGCAACGGACAGUGGCGGGAUAUUUUGCCAAACCGAUACCGAACAAGUCGAGGAUUUUGCAUGUACCAAUAGAUUAUACGCACGUAGUACCUGCUACAAGUAGCCUUCACUGAUUCUUCUAUGCACGCAUGAGAGCAGUCGUCGUACACAAAAAUCGCGAGGACGGCAACGUCAUCAUCUUAUCUGUCAGGCUCUCGCCCCCGAGCUCGCCAGAGGGAAACAAGACGAGCCCAAUCCGCUUUUCUGCCUGUCCACCGAAAAGGAAAACGGCCCCUGCGGUCGUCGCGGACCGGUGUCUUGCUCAGUUCCGCGAGAUCAACACCGCACCGGUGCGGGUGGUGGCCCAAGAGAAGGUUGCCACCACUUCAGCCUUGCCCAGUCCCGUGGAAUCGCAGGGGAGCAGCGACCAGCACAACAUGUCGGACGUUUCCGCCUGGAGUCCGGACGAAGAAAAUAGAUCCGUGUCACUUACCGAGCCGCACCAAGUACUAGAACCCCAGCAAGAUGAACCCGAGUCGACAUCUACAAAGAUCGCGGUUUCGGAGGCCCCAAGAAGAACAGAUGGCACCACGACCUUGGGAGCAGCAGACGAUGGACGCGAUGACAAAAUCGACCAAGCUAAAAAAGCAAAUUCUUCACCCGCCACGAAAGGGAAAGUAAGCAGUGGAGCCGACCACGCGCCCCAGUUGCGCGGUGCAGAUGUUGAUAACGAAAACGAAGCAAGCAAAACUGCGAUAAGUGUUGCUGAUCCUCCUUUUCCACAGAGAAGUAAGUUUAUGAAGCGCGACGGUGCACCAGCUGCGAAGGCCGUGAGGUUUUUCUUAUGUGGUUCAGUUCCCAAGAUAAGUUAAAUCAUUUAACUGAGAAAAAUGAAACGAAAAAAAGACCCCAACAAAGCCACGAACUGCUGUCACUCAGCAGCGGAAGCUUCUGGAUGUCAUAGCGAAUAGGGAAAACCGCGCGACUUCAGUCCUUGUAUUUGGUAGAGCUCGUCGUGGUGCCUCGCGUCGGUGUCGUUUAUGUCGCUUGCGCUUCCGAGCCUCCACACCGGUGUCAAGUUGGGCUAGAAACCUUCUUGGCCCCGCAGAGGGAGACCAUGCCACGCCAGCAAGGAAAGGCUCUCGCGUUUUUUUUGUGAGCCGCUGAGAUUUUUUCGAUCUAGUGGCACAAGCCGAGCGCACCUCCGUGCCGCUGUCCCGUUCGCUGCUCAGUGAGGGCGUAUACCUUCGGGCAGUGCAAGGCUUGCGUGCCCAAAUUAGUUGUGAUGCUCAGCCGUCUGCUUGGCUGUGCAGCGGGCAAGUACACGGGCCGGCGCUGCGCAAUUGCUUCGCCACACCAAGCAGAGACCGCCGACCGAGUUUUUUUUUUCGAGCUGGGAGCCCAGCAGACAAUUUUACUCGGGCCCGAUUUAGUCGCGCAUUUGCAGGCGCCACACCGGGCGCCGGAAACAGAGAAAAACUGGAAAUAGCUCGGGGCACUGAGUUAAAUGAGAAAAUUUUUUUCUCUGUGCGACGCAUUUUCUCGGUUUCGCGCGACGCAUUUUUUUCUCUGUGCGCUUUUGCUUGCCCAGUGAAAGCCACAAAAAAAAUUUGGCGCUGCCGCGCAAACCAACAGGCACAACAACAGCGCGCAUCGCUCAGGGCCCUGCUCCGGGCAGCCGCAGAGGCGGACCCAGGCGUCGAAGCCUGGUAGCCAUUUCCGGGGCCGUUGGCCGCGCACCCAUUUGCCCGCGCGUGUGGGCUAGUAGGUAAUGGGACCGGGCGAGAGAGGUGUUGUCGCAGGGUUUGGUGCGUCCUGUGUCUCCGGGGGCCCACGACUAACACCAUACUGCGACGCCUUGGCACCUGGGAGAAGCGAGCGCGCACUGCCUUGGCCCCUUUAUGAAAGAAAAGAGUUCUGGGUGGCCUUGGGGGCGGCAGUUUGGCACAGCAAAACACUUCUCAAUAGCCGGGGGCGGAAAGUGUGUUGCCAUAUUGUCGCCAUCGCUUUUCAUGGGAGCCCGCUUUUCGUUGCCGAAAAAAAAUACUCACUUAAUCAAGUUUACUCUUCUUGGGAAUCUGGACCUCUUGAUUUGGCAACGGUGCACCAGCUGCGAAGGCCGUGAGGUUUUUCGCAGAGGAACCCGAAGAAGAAGGGUCCACAGGAGCAGCUCACUUGCAAUUCCAUGGUUCGCGAAGUUCAUUACUGAAGAUGCCGGAUUGUGCAAAUAAGAAUAACCAAUUACCACACGAUGGCUCCUUCAGUAACUCAACUAGCGCAGCACAGCACAUGGGCCACAUCACGGCAAGUGUACCAUCACCUGCACAGGAAGAUAGUGGCAGCACCAGUCCGCAGACAACCUUGCCGUCGCCCCUUCAGCGCAUGACAACGCGUCCCGGCCGUAAGCCCUCGGUCUACAACAACCGGAAACCACGGAAGUCCCUUAGUGCCUUUGCCGACCGCGUUACCCAACGGAACAAGCUGGUGGUGAACACAGACCAGGAGCAGGAGCAGGAGCAGCAGCCGCAGUAUAGUACGGCGCAGGAGCAGUGA